AUGUGCCCACAGGCCGACGACGACACCGGGGGGGAGCUAGGAAAUGCUCGGUAUGACAUUGAGACUAACCGGCGUACGUAUGGCCAGAUGAAGGACGGUUUUGCCGAGCUGGCGUUGCUCGUAGAUCAGCCGGCUGAGCAGGCUAGAAAAUCGAUGGAGCUGGGCCUCGCCGCGGGUAGCGCCAAUGGUCCCGGGUUACCUCUCUGGACAUCGCUCCACAUCAACCCUCUUCGGCACAUGCCGAUCGAACGGUUGCAUUUCGAUGCUUUGGGUUCGUGCCAGCUCAACCAGGUCUUUGUCCUAGAGUUGCUCUCGACACAAGGCCGCCGGCUCGUCCAGAGUGUCAUGGCCCAGCCACCGUCCCUGCUGUACCCACCAGGCACGGAGCACCUGAAGGACAUCGUGACGAACUACUCGUCUCUUACUGGGAGUGACAAAUGGACGCUGCAAUCUAUGUUGCUGCUUGUCUUUCGACCCGUUCUGCAAGACGUCGAGUCUCUGGUGAACUAUAUUGUAUAUUCCAAUUGA
Molecule: messenger RNA, 528 nt
Organism: Ectocarpus siliculosus
Lineage: Eukaryota; Phaeophyceae; Ectocarpales; Ectocarpaceae
Source: the annotation of a GenBank genome assembly